This is a messenger RNA of Didymodactylos carnosus, 333 nucleotides long. NCBI's taxonomy places the organism in Eukaryota, Metazoa, Rotifera, Eurotatoria, Philodinida, Philodinidae. The record is from the annotation of a GenBank genome assembly.
AUGACGAUUAGUUAUAAUUGGAUUGAUGGUAUUUGGAUCGGUACAGGUAGUUCUGGUUAUAAUUGGGAUAUUCGACUCGAAGCUGAUACAAGUCAAAAUCGAUAUACACUAGAGUAUCCAUCAUUAGACGGAAAAAGUCAGCUGAUAUUUUUAGAUUCACAUAAACAAGGUGAAAUUACAUUUCGAGAAAAAAUGUUAAAUGGGCUCAAUUUUUCUAAUAAUGAUAUCAUUAUCUUCAACAUGGUACACAAUAAUAAAUUAACGUUUUCAGCCUAUCAUCAAGGAGAAACAAAUUGUAUCGGAAGCGGUGUACUCACCAAAAUAAUAGAAUAG